Molecule: messenger RNA, 4581 nt
Organism: Ictalurus furcatus (blue catfish)
Lineage: Eukaryota; Metazoa; Chordata; Actinopteri; Siluriformes; Ictaluridae
Gene: snx1a
Product: sorting nexin 1a
Exons: 15
Coding region: 808-2865 (685 amino acids)
Biological process (GO): early endosome to Golgi transport; intracellular protein transport
Cellular component (GO): endosome membrane; endosome
Molecular function (GO): phosphatidylinositol binding
Source: RefSeq, a predicted model, not a curated record
GCGCUGAUGAUCUGUGUGCAGUUAAGUACAGGUGUCAGUAGAGGGCGCUGAUGCGUAGUGUGCAGUUCAGUACAAGUGUCAGUAGAGGGCGCUGAUGAUCUGUGUGCAGUUAAGUAUAGGUGUCAGUAGAGGGCGCUGAUGAUCUGUGUGCAGUUAAGUACAGGUGUCAGUAGAGGGCGCUGAUGCGCAGUGUGCAGUUCAGUACAAGUGUCAGUAGAGGGCGCUGAUGAUCUGUGUGCAGUUAAGUAUAGGUGUCAGUAGAGGGCGGUGAUGAUCUGUGUGCAGUUAAGUACAGGUGUCAGUAGAGGGCGCUGAUGCGUAGUGUGCAGUUCAGUACAAGUGUCAGUAGAGGGCGCUGAUGAUCUGUUUGCAGUUAAGUAUAGGUGUCAGUAGAGGGCGCUGAUGAUCUGUGUGCAGUUAAGUACAGGUGUCAGUAGAGGGCGCUGAUGCGCAGUGUGCAGUUCAGUACAAGUGUCAGUAGAGGGCGCUGAUGAUCUGUGUGCAGUUAAUUACAGGUGUCAGUAGAAGGCGCUAAUGAUCUGUGUGCAGUUAAGUACAGGUGUCAGUAGAGGGCGCUGAUGCGCAGUGUGCAGUUCAGUACAGAUAUCAGUAGAGGGCGCUGAUGAUCUGUGUGCAGUUAAGUACAGGUGUCAGUAGAGGGCGCUGAUGAUCUGUGUGCAGAUAGGUACAGGUGUCAGUAGAGGGCGCUGAUGAACAGUGUGUUUUUCUUACCAUUUUUUUCUCCUGAGCUAAAGUUUUUAUGCCGCAGCUUUCCUUCUGUUUCGUGAUAGUAGGCUGAGAGUGAAGAUGGCGGCCGGCUCGGAGCGCAGUCCGCCUCCCUUUCCCGACUCAGAGGAUCAGGACCCGGAGCCUGAGUUAGGCGAGGACGAGGACAGCGAUGAAGGAGCGGACAUUUUCACCGGCCCUGCGCUCUCUCGUGCACCAGCGGAUCCUCUUGUUCGCGUGAGCGCCGGUGAGCCUCCUAAAGACGUCUUCAGUCCAGCCCUAGAAGAUCCUCUGAAAGACCCGAGUCGGGCGAAGUCUGAACCCGAGAAGGCCGCUGGAGGAGCUGCCGGUGUGGAGGUCGACCUGUUCGCCGAUCCUUUAGGCGAGUCCGGAGCUCCGCCGGCCACUGACAAAAACGCAGACCCUCUGAAGAGCGAGAAGAGUUCAGCGGCACGGCGCGAGAUCUUUGGCGCACCUCAGAACGACGUCAGGAAGUCCGAGGACAUUUUUGAAGAGCCGCAGGAAGACGGUACGAUUACUAAAACGGCACCCGGACCUCUAGGUGGCGCUGCAGGUGGGAAGAAAGCACCCAGCGCCGACCUGUUCGGAGAUGACGAUGACGACGGUGCCGAUCUGUUUGAGGAGCCUCUGCAGGUGAAGAAACCUCUGGCGAAGGAAAGCAGUAAAGGGCGUGCUGACCCGUCUAAAGACGCCGCUGCUGACCUCUUUACCGAGAAGGUCGUCGGAGUCCCUGCUGCGGCUAAACCGGGCCCGGACCCCGGCUCCAGAACCAACGGGCUGCACUCAGACGAGGACGAUCUGUUUACAGAGGCCACCGUUGAGCUGUCUCUGGACAGUCCUCGUAAUGACCACCGGAAGAGACAAACACAGAAGACCUCAGCACCGGCUUCCUCUCUCGCGGCUUCAGCGAGCGUCUCCAAACCUCAGCAUAAAACACUAGAGGAGCAGGAGGAGGAAGAGGAGAAGGAGGACAAAUUUGAUUUGAACAUUUCAGUUACAAACCCAGAGAAAGUGGGUGAUGGUAUGAAUGCCUACAUGGCCUACAAAGUCUCCACACAGACGACGUUGCCCAUGUUCCGCACUAAGCAGUUCACAGUGCGCAGGCGCUUCAGCGAUUUUCUGGGUCUCUACGAGAAACUCUCAGAAAAACAUUCACAGAAUGGACACAUUGUGCCUCCGCCACCAGAGAAGAGCAUUCUGGGAAUGACCAAAGUGAAGGUGGGAAAGGAAGACCCGUCAUCAGCUGAGUUUGUCGAAAGGAGGAGAGCUGCUCUUGAAAGGUACGUCCAAAGACUCGUGUGUCAUCCGUCUCUGCUGCAAGACCCCGAUGUGAGAGAGUUUUUAGAGAAAGAGGAGUUACCCAGGGCAGUUAGUACCCAGACGCUGAGUGGAGCCGGAUUCCUCAAGAUGAUCAACAAGGCCACUGACGCAGUCAGCAAGAUGACCAUCAAGAUGAACGAGUCAGACGUCUGGUUUGAAGAGAAGCUGCAGGAGGUCGAGAGUGAGGACCAACAGCUGAGGAAGCUUCACGCUAUGGUGGAGUCCCUCGUUAACCACAGGAAAGAGUUGUCUCUGAGCACAGCAGUGUUUGCUAAGAGCGUGGCAAUGUUGGGUAGUUCGGAGGAUAACACCGCGCUCUCACGAGCCCUGUCCCAGCUAGCCGAGGUGGAGGACCGCAUCGAGCAGCUUCAUCAGGACCAGGCUGCUAAUGACUUCUUCAUCUUCGCCGAGCAUCUUGCAGACUACAUCCGCUUGCUGGUUGCAGUCAGGGCUUGCUUUGACCAGCGGAUGAAGGCGUGGCAACGCUGGCAAGACGCUCAGAACAUGCUACAGAAGAAACGAGAGACUGAGGCCAAGCUGCUGUGGGCCAACAAACCUGACAAACUUCAGCAAGCCAAGGACGAGAUCACAGAGUGGGAGUCUAAGGUCAGUCAGUACGAGAGAGACUUCGAGAGAGUAUCCGCCACCGUACGAAAGGAAGUCCUCCGGUUCGAGAAAGAGCAGGCUCGGGAUUUUAAGAAACAAAUCGUCAGGUAUCUGGAUUCUCUGUUGAAUUCACAGCAACAGCUGAUCAAGUACUGGGAGGCGUUCUUGCCAGAGGCAAAAGCAAUUGCAUGAUGGCGGCGUACACAAAUAAACACACACAUGCAUACACAGGCCUGCUAAAGACUGAGUCUGCCUUUUCUAUACUCUUUACCUCUUGCCUAUAAACCAAGAGACGUAAUGCAAAGGGAAAGAGAGAAACAAUCGAUAUAUAUUUUUUUUCAUUAAUCACCACAAGCUUAUACUCUUUGAUUUAACUCUACUGUUAAGUUUUGUAUUUUUUUUUUUUUUUUACCAUUUAACCUCCAGCUUUACUUUUUAGACGGAGCUAGUUUUAGGGGGUGUGAACGUGCGGUGAUGGGACAGGAGGGGUCUGACACGUUCUUUUUUUUUUUCUUUCUUUCUUUGUUCAGAAAUAGUAGGUGCCAUUAGCGUGAAUAGAGUUCACACCACGCAGGGGAAGACGAGGGCGUGUCGGACGCUGAGAUUUAGCACGUCAGCAGUGCUAAUAGUUUACAGUAGUGGGCCCUCUCCCUCCAAACAUAAAAAAAAAAAAAGAUAUCAGUUUCUACCCUUCCAUAUGUUUGAGUUGUCUUCUGCGCUCCCUCCUUCUCCAUUCCACUCUGUCUCGUGCCCUAGAGUUUGUACACCUGGCUGUCGCGUGCCUCUGCUCCGUGUUCUGUGUUUUGAUUUGAAAUAGUCCCACAUCGAAGAUGAGUGUUUAACGAUUCGUUUCCUCGUUCGGAAGAGGAGGUGUCACGGUGGUGUACACUGGUCGACCUUAACCGAAAUGGAACGGAGAAUCGGAGAACGAGACGACCGUAGCGGACUCUCUAAGUUAAUUCACAUGAAUUCAGCUUUUUUUUCUCUCUCUCUCUCCCUUCAUUUUUUUUUCCAGACAGUAAAACAACGUACUAGAAGCUGAAAUCCUCCGUCAAGAUCUGACGCCUUUUACUCCUUCAUGUAGGUGACAUUCCGCACUUUGGCCGCACUUUCGACGUAUACGUUUGUCUUUAAAAGAAGAUCUCGGAUAAAUCGCAUUAAUAAAUCGUGUACUUAAGCACUUAUGCUGCCAAGCAAUGUUACUCUGGAAAAAGUUGCCUGUGAGUCUUUCCUAAAACUGUCCCUUUUUUUUUUUUUUUUUUUUUUUUUUUUUUUUUUUUUGUGUGUGCUGCGUGUUUUGUGUCCGAGCCACCGAUAUCCGUGAAAUUAAUGAAACCGCAUUUAAGGCAGUGUUACAAUGCAAAUUAUUUACGUUCGUUAAUUGUUUAAGCAGCGAUCUAGGCCUUAACAUUUUCAUUUGUAUAGUUUAAUCCACCAUCAUCAGCACUUAUCACGAGUUUGUAUUUUUUUUUAGGUCACUUUUUUCUUUUUCUUUUCCUCUUUAAAAAGCGAUAAUCACGGUAUGUGGCAUGUCUGAACGAUUCUCUCUGUGGUGGUUGACGGUCAGUUUGUCUCCAAGAUGCUGCUGAGCUAACAGAAGAUGUUGUAUUUGAUAAGAAUUAUCUGCAUAUCAUUCCACCCUUUAAUAAACAAUAGAGCGUUGGGAUUUUUUCUCUUUCUUUCCCCUCUCGUAUCGUAACGUCGGACCCUGCGAGUGAGAAUCCUAAGGGAUCGUGCUGGCUUGUCUGACGUGUUAGUCUUUUGAACUGCCAUAAAUGGUUUUGUUUGUUUGUUUGUAAAGGUUUGUUUGUUGGUCUGUAUUUUUUUUUUAAAUCUUUCAACCAAGCCAGUAGAUAUUGCUUAUGCACACCUUCUGUUGAGAAACACAAUAAAGAUAGUUUUAAAGAA